Molecule: messenger RNA, 3103 nt
Organism: Drosophila elegans
Lineage: Eukaryota; Metazoa; Arthropoda; Insecta; Diptera; Drosophilidae
Gene: CCHa2-R
Product: neuropeptide CCHamide-2 receptor
Exons: 7
Coding region: 647-2044 (465 amino acids)
Biological process (GO): G protein-coupled receptor signaling pathway
Cellular component (GO): membrane
Molecular function (GO): G protein-coupled peptide receptor activity
Source: RefSeq, a predicted model, not a curated record
GACUGAAACGGUCGAGGUCGCUGGCCCGCUAAUCCAAUCGCGCCUGGUCGCGAAACGGAAAUUCAAAAUCCGAGAGUGAACCAAAUAACCCGCAUUCCGAACUCGCUCAAAGCCAUUUUUCUGGUGGUGGCGAGUGUGCCAAAGCAAAUAGUUUGAGUGCCAAAUGUUUCUGGGAAAUCGAGUGCCGAGCAGCUGCCUCUGCGUUUGAUUUGGAAAACAAACAAAAUCGAGACAAGUGCUAAAAAAUAGCCAAACAAUUGUGGUUGACUGGCAUUCCCUUCGUUGUUGGCUGCUUUGUGUUCUCACAUUAUUUACGGUAGAACAGAGACUGACACCCCUGUUGCGAACAGCUUCCGUCGAAAAUCAUGCUGCAAAAGCAGACAGGCAGCGGUCACGACCAAACACAAUGUGCAAAAUAAAACACGGACCUGUGGCCACACCCUCAACAUAAGCACAGAGAAGCGCUGGCUUUUGGCUUUCGGCGUUUGGUAUUUGGCGUUUGGCGUUUGGCAUUUGGUGGACGGAGGCACUGAGGCACGGACCCACUGACCCACGGAAACGGAAGUGGCCAAAAGCGAGGCCAUAAAACGCCACGCCUCGCAUAGCGACAGCAGUGAGACAUCAGCAUCCCGCUCCCCCGAAAAACAUGUUCGCCGCCCUGAUGGACGUGGGCCAGACUUUGGCGGGCAGCCUGGCGACGGAGGGCAACGACAGCGGACUCCUGGCAACGGGACAGUAUGAGGGUGGAGUCGAAGUGGGCAUGGGACAGCACAACUCCAGUGCCGACGGCGGCAUGGUGCCGUAUGUGCCCGUGCUGGACCGCCCGGAGACGUACAUUGUCACCGUGCUGUACACGCUCAUCUUCAUCGUGGGAGUGCUGGGCAACGGCACGCUUGUCAUAAUCUUCUUUCGCCAUCGCUCCAUGCGCAACAUACCCAACACCUAUAUUCUGUCGCUGGCUUUGGCCGAUCUGCUGGUGAUUCUGGUGUGCGUGCCCGUGGCCACGAUUGUCUACACGCAGGAGAGCUGGCCCUUCGAGCGGAACAUGUGCCGCAUCAGUGAGUUCUUCAAGGACAUCUCCAUCGGGGUGUCCGUCUUCACACUGACCGCUUUGUCCGGCGAGCGAUACUGCGCCAUUGUGAAUCCCCUACGCAAGCUUCAGACCAAGCCCCUCACCGUCUUCACGGCGGUGAUUAUCUGGAUAUUGGCCAUCUUGCUGGGCAUGCCAUCGUUCCUGGUCUCCGACAUCAAGUCCUAUCCCGUGUACACGGCCAAUGGCAACAUGACCAUCGAGGUGUGCUCCCCAUUCCGCGACCCGGAGUAUGCGAAGUGCAUGGUGGCGGCCAAGGCGUUCAUCUACUACCUGCUCCCGCUGUCCAUUAUCGGCGCCCUGUACAUCAUGAUGGCCAAGCGGCUCCACAUGAGUGCCCGCAACAUGCCCGGCGAGCAGCAGAGCAUGCAGAGUCGCACCCAGGCCAGAGCUCGUCGUCAUGUGGCCCGCAUGGUGGUGGCCUUUGUGGUGGUGUUCUUCAUCUGCUUUUUCCCGUACCACGUGUUCGAGCUGUGGUACCACUUCUAUCCCACGGCGGAAGAGGAUUUCGAUGACUUCUGGAACGUGCUCCGCAUCGUGGGAUUCUGCACAAGCUUCCUCAACUCGUGCGUGAAUCCAGUGGCCCUCUAUUGCGUGUCCGGGGUGUUCCGGCAGCACUUCAACCGCUACCUGUGCUGCAUCUGCGUGAAGCGGCAGCCGCACCUGCGGCAGCACUCCACGGCCACGGGGAUGAUGGACAAUACCAGCGUGAUGUCGAUGCGUCGCUCCACCUACGUAGGCGGAGCAGCUGCUGGCCAGCUGCGGGCCUCCCUGCACCGGAACAGCAGCAAUCACGGCGGGGGCGUGGGAUUUGGAAGUGGUCGUGUGGGCAGUUUCCAUCGGCAGGACUCGAUGGCGCUGCAGCAUGGCAAUGGGCAUGGUGCUGCGACGGGCGGGGCAUCCUGCGCACCUGGUUCCGGCGGACGUGGCCCGGCCGGGGGCGAGAAGAGGUGAGGCACGCUUAUCGUGGAGCUGCUGGCCGAGGAGGAGGUGGUGGUGUCCGUAUCCUUGCAGGCCGACGAGCAGCUCUGAGCGGGCACAAUUGGCCCGUGAUCUCACUUUGUGCUAGCACCACCCGCACCACCUUGCAUCAUGCACUAAGCACUCGAAUCUCUACACUCGACACUCGGCACUUGGUACUUUUCCCCUGUCCCAUUUGGCAUUUGCCAGGUAAUUGGUUUAUUGGCGAGAAACUGGACUAAUUUGUAAUCGCAACGAUGCCGAGGACAAUAGGUUGACCCGAUUUUAUGUGCGCGUUACCUCGGCGUAAAUGUACAUAUGCUUUAAUUUUAGAUACAUACCAUAUUGUUCCUGACAGGAAGGGAUGUUCGAUUUAGGCACCACUAGCAGUUUAUGGAACUCAAUGCCAUUGUAUAUACAUAUAUGUUACAAACAAAGUUUUACCUAUUAAUACACAUUUUAUGCAAUGUUAUUAUAUUGUGUGUGCCAAUACCUUAGUCGUACAUAUGUUUUGUGUUAAUUAAGUAAGUCACUAAGCACAUUAAAUGUAACUCGUAAUUACCUGCCCCAGUGCAAUAAAAUAGUAUUAAAGACUCUGAAAACCAAAAUGGAAACACAGUCCCAGCUUAAUUAUAGAUUAUGGAAGUUGCAUAUAUCAAUAGGCUUAUAAGAUUUAGCAUACAAUUACUGUAAAUAAAUGAAUUCCAUAAAUGUUAAAAGCAUAAGUGUUGUGUCGACUGCUGUGAAAUUUCAGAUUUGAAAUGAUGAUGCAGGUAUAAGUUUGUACAUACACUCUUUUGGUUUGUUUGAUCUAUGAUUGACUUGGAUAUGUUUUAAGAAUAAGUGUUUUCUUGUGUUAAAUAAUUUCAGCCUCAUAAAUCGUUACGAAAGUGAACGUAUACGUUACUAAACCAUUUGAUGACGAUUUCCUAAUACCGAUGAAUGAAUAAGAAGCCCUCAAUCCAAGUGAAAUACAUAAAUCAUGGCCGACGGAUAGGUGCGCUUUAAUAUUGUGCUACUAUUUGCUAUUUAAAUUGUAAAUUGAAACCCAAA